Messenger RNA from [Torrubiella] hemipterigena, 1136 nucleotides. NCBI's taxonomy places the organism in Eukaryota, Fungi, Ascomycota, Sordariomycetes, Hypocreales, Clavicipitaceae. The record is from the annotation of a GenBank genome assembly.
UUGUAUAAUAUUGAAGACGCCCCUGUGCCUGGCUGAUCCUGAAAAUCCUCCCAGCUCAGACACCAAUCUCGCCCACGAUGCGCCAAUCCGCUUCCCCCGCGCUCCUCCUCGUCCUUGGCGGCGCCAACAUCGCCGAGGCCGGCUUCUUCGGCUGGGGCGGCUUCGGCACCACCAGCGGCCUCGAUCCUCUCGAUGCCAGUACUCACGCAUGGCAGCGAGCCGUGGCGGCAUCCAAUGCCUCGGCUGUAUACUCGCUGCCCGGCCGAGACAUCACGAAGCCGUACCCUGGGUCGCCGAUGGACGGCUGGAAGCUCAACAUCACUGCUGUUGAUCUGAGCCCCAUCGAGAUGGGCUGGGACCUGCGUAUUAUGGCCCCCGAGUCUCUCUACACGACGGUCGAUCCAGAGACAAACGCCAAUGCGACAGAGAGGGACGUGCUACGCAAGGCUGGCGGCAAGGUGAUCCAAAACGUCGAUGAGUCGUGGACAUUGUGCCACUUUGUAUCCUGGGGCGCCCAGAGCUAUGAGCAGCCUGACAAGGCGCCGAAGAAUAUAUCAACAAAGCCCGACGGCGACUGUAGUCCAUGGAUGUCGGAUGCUUGUAUCAAGGCGCUAGAAAAGGCAGCGGCUACUGCUGAUAGAAUGCCUGCUAGGAUCACGCGCGACCUUCCUGUGAACCCUCGCACAGCGUGUUCCCCUCCGUAUGACAUCCCCAAAGAGUGCGAUGGCGUGGAUCUUGAUUUUGACCGAUACAUUGCCACGCCGGAGCUGCCCAUUCGCUAUCUCACUGGUAGCACUACCCAUCAGAAUGGUUACGAGAUGAAGGUGAACGACGAGAUACACAAGGACAUGAACGAGACGGUUCUGCCCGCAAACCGAUCUGAGCUGAUUUGGAAGUCACUGACGUCCGACUUUACCGCCGUCCUUACCGUCUUUGCCAAGUAUACCGGUAACUCGACCAAGGACCAAGAGCCGGGUUUUGCACAUGUCAGUUGUAUCCGACCUGAGCUUAGCGGUGCGCACUCCAAGGCUGGUGUUUCAAACGGUAAGGGUGAUUCGAAGAGUGGUGCCAUGACGGAAGCUGUACACAUCGCCGCUAUUACCUUGGCUGUGGGUGCAUUUAUUCUGGCUCUGUAG